ACAGGACUAUACUGUACUUCAGUACUUCUGGUGUGGGUCAGCACAGUUGCUCCGUGGGUCGCCCGAGAGGAACGCUGUAGGGAACUUUAGCCGGUGUGGGACGAUAUUCAGACACCUUAAUUUAGCGAGCUACAGUUAACUACAGUUAAUUCGUGAUACUUGCGGGCUUUUGAAGACCCAUUGUUGACGACGUCGCCUCUAUCGCACACACACAUAUACAUAUAUAUAGAUGUCCUUGGCGAGUAUUUCUGUAUGCUGUCUUUCCUGUUCCCUCGCGUCUCACUUUGUCAACCUUAGUCUGUUGAAGGGGCCUCACAUGUGUGUGUGUUUCAGUCAGUGAUGGGUUAAAUGCAGAGAAGUCAUUUCCCAGCUUGGGAUUGAUAAAGUAAAUUGUAUCUUGUUAAGGUUACUACAAACACACACAUACCCUCAAUGCAUAGGACCCAAAGGAUUCAACAUCCCGAUGCUGGUGACCACACAAUACCCCCAGAUGUCCUGCGUCCCUUCCCCUGACAGGUUGUGGCUUCCAGGUGGGUGUUUCUGGUCUGCAGUGUUUAGAGACCAGCAAUAAUGCCACAACCCAGAAUGAUGCUGGUGGUUACAGGAGAUGAUUUCGGCUAUUGUCCGAGGAGAAACCAGGGGAUUGUGGAGUGCUUCCAGGCUGGAGGGAUUUCCAAUGUGUCACUGCUGGUUAAUGCAUCUGCUGCAAAAGAGGCAGUGGAUCUGGCUAAAAGGCACAACAUCCCCAUCGGUCUCCAUGCCAACCUGUCAGAGGGCAUUCCAGUAUGUCAGAGUCUCCAGAAGGCCUCCACAUUGAUAAACCAGCAUGGCUUCUUCCAUGGGAAAAUGGGCUUUCGUCAGGCCCUGGAGGGAGAUCAGCUCAGCAUGGAACAGGUGGAGUUGGAGUUGAGAGCCCAGGUCCAGCUGUUCAAGGAAUUGACAGGUCACCUGCCUCAGCACAUGGAUGGACACCAACAUGUCCAUGUACUACCAGAGGUGCGUGAGGUGUUUGCACAGGUCCUGUCAGACCUCAGGAUUCCAUACACUCGUGUUCCAGUGGAGACAGGUUUACACAGCUGCCCGUGGCUGCCAGCUCACCUCCACAGGUUUUAUGCACAAGUGGAGAAGGAUGCUCUGGACUCCAUCCCUGUCUUCACACGCUACAGAAUCAGGUGGCCAGACAUGUACCUGGGACUGACCACCAUGGGUCAGAAUAUGUCCAUACCCAACCUGCAGAGAGCCCUUAGCCAUGCCUUGGCUGCAGGGCUGUCAAACAUUGGCUCCAGUGGCGGAGAAGGCUCUAAUCAGCCUGUGGUUACAGCGGAGCUCAUGGUUCACCCAGGUUACCCCAGUCAUCCCCAGGAAGGAGGCUGUGGAGAGGGCCCUGAUGACUUCUCCCAGUCAGCUGACAGACAGCAUGAGUUGAGCAUGCUCAAAGACCCGUCCCUGCUGGCCCUCUACAGCCAGAAGAGAGUGCAACUCUGUGCCUUCAAAGACCUCUAAGUACUGUAUAGUAUAAAAUGACAAUUGGUUUAUACUGUAUAUGUAUACUGUAGAACUAUGUGCGUGCGUACGUGCGUGUGUGUGUAUGUAUAAACAACACAACAGUGUAAUGUUGUUUUCUAAUGAACACUACUUCCCAUAAGCAGGACAGUUUAAACGCACUCAGCAGAUUUAAGCUGGUGCUUUGAGUGGAGUUGUCUCUCCAUUUGGCACAUUUUGUCCUUUUCACUGUGCUGCAGCAAAGCGGGGCCUGUCCUAUAAAUGAAAAAGUCUGUCCAUAACUUAGUGAGUAAGUGAGUGAAGUAACAUCUUUGGUUUGUAAGAUGUUGGUUCCCUGUUGGCCAUUAUUCUUUUAAAAUGAGUAGGCGUGGAAAGUCCUGAAUUAUAUGCUCUGGAGGCUUUUACAGCAAGUUGACAUUUCCUUUACUGAAAGAAACAAAAAAUCACAGGGGUUUUCUUUCCAGGUUUUGUAAGCCUUAAAGGGGAUAAAUGACUGUGUGUCUCUGCACUUAAAAGGGGUUAUCUGACAAACAAGAAAACAAUAAAGCUUUGUUUCUGUUUUUCUGCA
Scatophagus argus is the source of this 2071-nucleotide messenger RNA. RefSeq names its product YdjC chitooligosaccharide deacetylase homolog (gene ydjc). The coding region runs from base 571 to 1503 and encodes 310 amino acids. Gene Ontology annotation, biological process: carbohydrate metabolic process. Gene Ontology annotation, molecular function: deacetylase activity. Lineage: Eukaryota; Metazoa; Chordata; Actinopteri; Scatophagidae. The transcript is spliced from 6 exons. The record is from RefSeq and is a predicted model, not a curated record.